CAGAGGCAGGGACAAAGGCGGGGAGGGCGAAGGGAGGCGGCGCCGGGGCGGCCGGAGGGCGGCGUGGGGAGCGGAGCGCGGCGGGGCCGGGCGGCGGCACCUUGCAGCGGGCAGGAGUAACCUUGUUCGUCUCCUGUCGAUCUUUGCUUUCCCUGGCCGCCAUCGAGACUGAUGAGGAAUGGAGUCCUAAAACAUCUGCAGUCAUGAAGAUGCCGGGCACACGCAGAUGAGCAGUAGGGAGUUUGUGCCCGUUGCCUCUUGUCCUGUUGCUACAUACCACCAAGAAGAGUCUGGCUCCAUCUUCUUUACGCCCCAUAUCAGGUAUUUGAACUUGCUUUUCUCAACUCUGAAUUCAGUUCGUCAACUGAACCCUCGUGCUUGAUACGGGGUCCAUUUUAUCUUGGGAAAGUAUUCGUUCUUCCACUUUCCCCAGCCUUGAAGGCGAACCAGAACUUUAAGGGAGCAAUGUGCAACUGAAGCAAUUUCCGUGAUUUCAUUGACAGCCUCUACGCCUGAAGAUGUCCAACAAUGGAGUUGAAACAGAAGACAAACCGCCUGCUCCUCCGAUGAGAAACACCAGCACCAUGAUUGGAUCGGGAAGCAAAGACACUGGGACUUUAAACCAUGGCUCAAAACCUUUGCCUCCCAACCCAGAAGAAAAGAAAAAGAGGGACCGAUUUUACCGAUCUAUUUUACCGGGAGAUAAAACCAAUAAAAAGAAAGAGAAAGAACGGCCAGAGAUCUCCCUCCCUUCCGACUUUGAACACACAAUUCACGUGGGGUUUGAUGCAGUCACGGGAGAAUUCACAGGAAUGCCGGAGCAGUGGGCGCGCUUACUGCAGACUUCCAACAUCACCAAGCUGGAGCAGAAGAAGAACCCCCAGGCGGUGCUGGACGUGCUGGAGUUUUACAACUCCAAGAAGACCUCUAGCAGCCAGAAGUACAUGAGUUUCACAGAUAAAUUGGCGGAGGAUUACAAUUCAUCAAAUACGCUGAAUGUGAAAGCCGUGUCUGAGACCCCUGCAGUGCCCUCAGUGUCUGAAGACGAAGAUGAUGAAGAUGAUGCAGCUCCACCCCCUGUGAUAGCUCCACGACCUGAACACACAAAAUCCAUAUACACCCGCUCUGUGAUAGACCCUCUUCCUCCUCCUACCAGAGAUGCGGCCACCUCUCCUAUUCCUUCUCCCUCGGAAAACAGCACAACGGCACCUGACUUGCUGGUCAGGAACACAGAGAAGCAAAAGAAAAAGCCAAAAAUGUCAGAUGAAGAGAUCCUGGAAAAAUUAAGAAGUAUCGUGAGUGUCGGUGAUCCAAAAAAGAAGUACACGCGCUUUGAGAAGAUUGGGCAAGGAGCCUCAGGUACAGUUUACACAGCAAUGGAUGUAGCUACAGGACAGGAGGUUGCAAUCAAACAGAUGAAUUUGCAGCAGCAGCCCAAAAAAGAACUGAUUAUCAAUGAAAUCCUGGUAAUGAGGGAAAACAAAAACCCCAACAUCGUCAACUACUUGGACAGCUACCUUGUAGGAGAAGAGCUCUGGGUCGUCAUGGAGUACUUGGCAGGAGGCUCCCUAACAGAUGUUGUGACAGAGACCUGCAUGGACGAAGGACAAAUCGCAGCUGUGUGCCGAGAGUGUCUCCAGGCUCUGGAAUUCCUCCACUCGAACCAAGUUAUUCACAGAGACAUCAAGAGUGACAACAUCCUGCUGGGCAUGGACGGCUCUGUCAAACUAACUGACUUUGGCUUCUGUGCCCAGAUCACUCCCGAACAGAGCAAGCGCAGCACCAUGGUGGGGACCCCGUACUGGAUGGCGCCUGAAGUGGUGACACGAAAAGCCUACGGGCCCAAAGUGGAUAUCUGGUCACUGGGGAUAAUGGCCAUCGAGAUGAUCGAAGGAGAACCCCCCUACCUCAAUGAGAACCCCCUGAGAGCCCUGUAUCUCAUUGCUACUAACGGGACUCCAGAACUGCAGAAUCCAGAAAAGCUUUCACCCAUAUUCCGAGACUUCUUAAAUCGCUGUCUUGAAAUGGACGUGGAAAAAAGAGGUUCUGCAAAAGAGCUGCUGCAGCACCAGUUCCUGAAAAUUGCAAAGCCUCUUUCUAGUCUCACUCCUCUGAUUAUUGCUGCUAAAGAAGCAGCAAAGAACAACCAUUAAAGCGGGGGAGUCAGCACAGCCGUCGUGUCAAGCCUUUUAGAUGUUCCCUUCAGAAACCGAAUUACCUGUCCCUGUCCCCUCCUGCUCCUCCUUCACAGGGGUGUUCUUAAAACUGUGAUCUGCCUUGAAGGGUAGCAGAUGUAUUGUUUGCUGAAUGUGGAAGGGCACGCAGCAGGUACGCUGCUGAUCUUGCGUAGUGAACUGUCUUUCCAUCCUCCUUGAUGGGCACGGUAGGGGAAGGGUAUAUUUUAUGGCUGGGAAGAUCUUCUGAGAACAUCUGAACCUGACCUACCCGUAGCAAAGCCAGUUUGUUUUCGUAUUUCUUACUGUGUUUAUUUUUAAAGAUAAUGUGGAGCCUUUACACCAUGUUUAUCUUAAUAAAUUAAAUCUUUUGCUGGCUGGACUCCUCCUGCUUCUGCCAAGCUGCUCUUCCAGCACUGAGGCUGCUCUCUGCUUUGGAUGACUUGAGGAGGGAAGGAAGCAGGCAGCAGCAAUCGGAACAGCUAAAACAGCUGGAAGGGGAACGAGGGCAGGACCAUGCAGCCCUCCUGCAGCACCGCUGGAUGCUUCGAGGGAGCAAGGAGGAAGCCUGUGUGUGCUUCUUGCAGCUGCUGGACAACGCGUGAUCUUUUUGCCAAAUUGUGCGAAUCAAGGUCCUUCCCCGCACACUUUAGUUUCAACUCAACUAAUUUUCAAAUAGUUCUGAUACUCUAGAAAAAUCACAGGAAAAAUCAACUGGGAUUUCUUUUAGGGUUAUUUUAUUAGUGCUGUCAGGCUUCGUGGAGACCUGCCCUGAAAGGUAAAGCAAGCAGAACAAUUGCUAUUAUGAAGAUAAGAUCUGCCUGCAAGAUGAUGUUGAAAACUCUUGCUUCUUAGACCAAGGCCAACAGAAAACAACCUGAUCAUGGACAGUGUUUCCUUGGAAGCAUAGGGGCAUUCUUUUUUUUUUUUUUUUUUUUUUGAAAUGAGCGAGUGAACUGAUAUCUUUAUGCUACUGACUCCUUUGGUUGCUAAUGAUACGUAAAACAACAGCAAUCCUGGAACUACUAGAGAGAUCGGGUGUAAACACUGGCGUUAUGUUGAACUGUAUCCUGAUUUUUAAUAAAACGACUGCUGCAUUUCUUAACUCGGGGCUGAGAGAGGGUUGGAGAAUUCACUGCCACCAGACAAUUCUGUCGGAUGGGAUGGGUUUUCAUGUUAUUGUCACUGGGUGCUUGCAAGUGAUGCAUUAAGUGAUACAAGCUUCUGUAGUCCUGUGGGAUAGCGAGUGGCUCUGAAGAGGAGUAACUGCACACAGAGGGAACGGAUAAAAGAUCUUGCUUUCUCUGUACGUAUUGCUUUGGUCAGUUCCAGGGUGAGUUUAAUCCAGCUCUCCUCUCCCCAAAGCACUUGUGUUGCACAGAAACUCAUUCCUGCUUCUUGCUGAGACCUGCUGCUGGAUCAGUCCUUUCCUCCCUGCCCUGGGCUUGUGAUUGAAAUAUAUACAUAUAUUUUUCCCCAUUCACUCUACGAUACGUGACGGCCCUUGCACUGGUUUUACAGGCGUAGAUAAAGCCUGUAAGGUCCCUUGCUUUUUUUGGUGUCUUCUCCCAUCCUUCAGGCUACAGGGUGGCCACUGUUUGACGUGAGGCUGUAAUGUCUGAAGUCCAUUGCCAAAGCUUCUGCCUUCCUCCCCUUGUAUACAUUCUUCAGACACAGACACAGACACAGAUUUCUAGGUUGGAAGAGACCUCAAGAUCAUCGAGUCCAACCUCCGACCUAACACUAAGUACUCCACUAAACCAUAUCGCUAAGAUGUAACCGUAUCGCUAAGAUUGAGCUUUCAUGUAAUAUGAAAAAUUUCCCCUUACAAGAUGAAUUCCUUGGGCAGAGCAGCAAAGCUGCCAGCCCUGGGGGGAGCCUGAUCUCUUGAUGAGCUCCUCUGCUUGGGGCUGGGGUGGAGACUGGGAAAGGGAAGGCCACUACCCUCGAAUAAUUCUCUUUGGUGAGGAGUUUGGUUUUAUUUUCUAUGCAAGUCUCAAAAUGCCAUGUGUGGGGUGGAAGGAAUGAUGGGCUAGAUCUCACUUGAUCUAAAAUCUAAUGUGGCUCUGGUCUUAUUGACCCAUCAAUUGCCUUUUUUUGACAGCACAGGAUUAAACCUGAUCCAUGAAUGCAUUGAAUGUUGCUGACUUCCCUUCGCCUUCCCUUCCCGCUCCAUCCUUGGCACCCCUUUGAGAUGAGAGUGGUAAUGCAGAUGUGCCCUACCUGCGAGCAAAUCCGUGAGCUUAUUUUUCUGCAGGAGGAAAAAUGGUAAAAAGGGUUACUUGUAUUUAAGUUACUCUCCUGGAUUCUCUGUUGCCUAUUGGAAAGGAAUCUGCAUGAGUGACUGUUUCUCCCCAUUCUUAAGCUCGUGAUGUGCUUCUGUCUCAUUGACUUCAACUGUGAAUUGGUCCUUACUGGUUUGGCAAGGACUGAGAGCUAUGCACUGGGAAGCUGUAAGACAGUGACUGUAGACAUGUCAUGGGUUUUAUUUUAUUUUUUACCUGCCUAUGAUGCGAAAGAAUUUGACUUGCUACUUUGUACCUAGCCCCAGUUCCAAGUUGACAGACGCGUCAUGUUUUCACGUUCUCAGAAAUCUCAAAAAAAUAAAUAAAAUGUAGUUAGCUUAGGAGAACGAGGUAUAUAUAUUUUUUUUUGAGAUAUGGAUCCUUCUCUCUACUCUUACGUUCAUCUGGGCAUCGCCCAGCUUCAGCGCUGGUGGCAGCUUUUGCAUAGCCUCUUACAGCACUUUCUGGUCACUACAGAGAGCUGUUAGCACAAGUGUCUGACUUAAAAAUUUUCCUCUGUGGCUUUUUUUUUUUUUUUCUGAGAACAUCUUUACUGUUGGGAUUUGAAAGCAACUUCCAACUAGAGAACUGCUUUGGUGGCAUUUUAAAAUAUAUAUUUUUAAUAUACCUACUGUACGAACUAACUCUACUGAGUCUGAACCAUUUUUAAUCACAGUCCUUAAUUAUUUAUUUGAUUAUUAGAUUCUCUCUUCUAUAUUAGAACAUGAAAUAUUCAGUUGUUUGACUAUCCAUCCUGAAAACCUGCUUCCUUUUUAAGGAAUCCUCAGUGAUCCUAUCAGGUGAGGUGCCGAAAUGGCACAAUGUGCUACAGCUCCCAGAGCUCCUGGUGGAGGCAGAAGGUAAAACUCAUCUCUUUUUUUUCCAGAGCACUGAAGGUUAUCGUAUUUAAGAAGCAGCUGGUACAUUGAAAACUUAUUUAAAGAGCUGAUAUCGAGUUGUGUUACUGCAGCCCUAGGUUUUCUUUAAACAAAUGAUUGGUUUCAGUUCAGUGGGGCCAAGAGUUUGGGUAUGAGUGGGGCUGGCUGAGCUGAGAUCGCUUCUGAGCUGAGAUCUCUGUUAGUAUCCCAACGUCUGUCUCAAGGUAUCACGGGUUGGUAUCACUAGAUGAUAUUUACCAUGCAAGGAUGGGGUGAAGUGGCCUGUAGGCUGCUGGUACUUCAAGUUUGCUGAGCUCAGCUGGCAGUGAAAGGUCCAGCCCAAAGUCCAAGAAGAAGGGUACGUAUUUGCACGUAUUUCUUAAUUAUGAGCUUGCAAAUUAUAGAACAUCUUUCAUAUGGAAGCUGUCAAAGGUGAAGGCUGAGUCUGUUUGUCUCCCUAGCGUAAAAUACGGAGACUUUUCAAUGGCUUAUUUUGAUAGUAAUAGAGAACAUGUGGAUGUAUUUUGGGGUUGUAAACACACUGGAUUGAGCGUAUAGAUAAUGUCCUAGAGCGGAUCUCAUGGUUUGCUGCUAAUGACAGCUCUCAGCACCAAGGCUGGGGUCUUAGAGAAGCAGGGAGCUGCCGGUGGUGGCAAAACAGCGAUGCCGGCGGGGGCUGGAUGGAAACUUGCAGCCGAAAUGGAUGCCCCCAGGAAAGGGGUGGGAGGGCAACAGAGGAUGGUGUUGGUCUGAGGAAGAAGAUGGGUGCUGGGGUAGGUGGAAGCAAAAGGUAAAAUCUCAGUUUCCCAACUGCCGAGGGAAUUUGGAGGGUGCUGGAGCAGCCUGCGGUGGAUUGAGGCAUCCUGUUUGGGAGCAGAGAGGAACGGGGGGCUCCUGUGCAAUGAAGGGGUGCUCAGAGUGGGGACUGAGGCUUAUGUCUUUGAGCUACAGCCCAUGCAAAGUGAGCUGGAGCUAAUCUGACCUGCUGCCAGGUGUCUGUGUGUCUUGCCUGCUGGGAAAUAACAAGGUCCUUUGCCGUUUAAAAAUCAGCUGGAAAACGUGUUUCUCUUUCUUUGUACUGCCUCAGCGUAACUUUCCGGUAGUGCCCGGUUUGUUACGGUCAGCUCAGCCAUUUAGAAAGCAAAACUGAAACCUUAAAUAAAACCUGAAUGAAUGACCUGC
Molecule: messenger RNA, 6519 nt
Organism: Cygnus atratus (black swan)
Lineage: Eukaryota; Metazoa; Chordata; Aves; Anseriformes; Anatidae
Gene: PAK1
Product: p21 (RAC1) activated kinase 1
Exons: 18
Coding region: 519-2153 (544 amino acids)
Biological process (GO): regulation of actin cytoskeleton organization; protein phosphorylation; regulation of axonogenesis
Cellular component (GO): cytoplasm
Molecular function (GO): protein serine/threonine kinase activity; ATP binding
Source: RefSeq, a predicted model, not a curated record